Molecule: messenger RNA, 1985 nt
Organism: Cheilinus undulatus (humphead wrasse)
Lineage: Eukaryota; Metazoa; Chordata; Actinopteri; Labriformes; Labridae
Gene: sowahab
Product: sosondowah ankyrin repeat domain family member Ab
Exons: 1
Coding region: 1-1401 (466 amino acids)
Molecular function (GO): protein binding
Source: RefSeq, a predicted model, not a curated record
AUGGCUUUGACACAAGACUCCGUCUUGUCUCUGCUGAUAUCGGAGGGAGGCAGAGUGAAGAAAUCCGACCUGGUGGGUAACUUCAAAGAUUCACUAAACUGCGACGAUCCAGAGGAGAAAGCGUGGAACCGGGAGCUUUUUAAGACUUUUGUCAACAACGUCGCCUACGUGAAAGAAAUCGACGGUGUCCGAUACGUUGUGGUGAAGAAAAUGUAUCAACACGUGCUUCAAAGUGCGGAAAAGACAGAAAAUAAAGAGAUCCAGCUGACAGGUGAGCAGCAGCGCCCACCUGCGAAGGCUGAAAGCUCAGAGGAUGCAGGAGAGCAGAGAUCAGCUGAUUGUGAGCCAAAUCAAGCAGGUCUACAGGCAAGUGAAUCUGAUGAAAAUCCUUCAGAAAUAUUGUCUCCUGUUCAGCUGGCACUACAAAGGAGCAAAAUGCAGGAUAUUGGUGUUAAAAGAGUGCUCAGUUUUGAGACCAAAAAGCUUAAAAAUUGCUCAAGAAAGGGCACAGAAAAUGAGUCCGCAAACAAACCGUGUGCCCUGCCUCUGAGACUGCCACCCAGUAUGACUCGAGUAGAGAUUCACAAAUUAAAGGUGGACCUGGAUGACCCUCCUGAGAGUCCCAAACUGGACCCAUUCAGGAGCAAGAGAAGGCCUUCAGUGGAGUCAAACAGCAGUAGUAUUGUUAGCUCUCCCCAGCUGAGGAGGGCAGUAAAGAGCACCAAGGCAUCAGAGGAAACCAGGUUGCCCUCCUUGGUUCCCCUGGAGCAUUCAGAGCAUGAAUGGCUGGUUAAAUGUGCAGCUGGACACUGGAGCCAGGUUUAUGGCCUGUUGCUGAGAGACAACCAGCUGGCAGAGAAGCGGGACUUCAUGUCAGGGUUCACUGCUCUGCACUGGGCGGCAAAAUGUGGGAACAGCGAUAUGCUUGUGAAGAUCAUUGACCUUUCCAGAAAAGGCGGGGUUGAUGUGGACAUUAACGCAAAAACAUAUGGUGGAUACACUCCCUUGCACAUUGCAGCUUUGCAUGACCAGGAGUACAUUCUGGCUAUGCUCGUGGGGGAGUUUGGGGCUGAUCCCAGCAUCCGGGACAACUGUGGGAAGAGGGCCUAUCACUAUCUACACAAAGGCAUCUCCAAGACACUGAGAGAGAUGCUGGGUGAGCCAAAAGUCCAGGAAAAGGUUCCAGAAAAGAUCCUGCAAGAGAGAGAAGAACAGGACCUGUUUCCAGAUCUCUCUAAGGGCUUCCAGUCAAUAAGCCGACUCUUCCAGCCUCACAUGACAGGCCAAAAGAAGAAGCACAAGCAAAGGCCGACAUUUUACUCCAUGAGUGACGAGCCCAGUGAGGAACAAGAGGACAGCAAUGGAUUCAGACACAGGAUGGUGUCAGAUGCUUUUAUGUAAACUCAGAACUCUGUCUAGUCAUAUUUGGCCCUGGAAUAGUGUGGCAUGCCAAAAGGCAGAGAACUGGCACAAACUUUUUAAAAAAACAGGACACCUUCCUGUUUGAUAUUUAUUUUUCUGACAUUUAUUGUGGGCAGACAAGUUUGGAAAUUAAUUCUUAAAAAUGAGUUUGGUUGUUUGGUGAAGGGGAUAAUCAAUGAAGAUAUAAAUCGCUGAAAUCAGGAGAAACCUUCUGUAACUGGUGAAAUCAGAGACAGACUUCUAAUGGAAAUUUGCCUUUAUUUUUUGUACCUAAAGGCUUCUUGUAAGGAUUUAAGUAGAAAAAUCUCCAGAAUCCAAAACGUCAAACAUUAGCAAAUCUUUUUUUUUCUUUUUAAUUUUUCUUGAAAUUAACCUUAUUUUUUUAAGACAUUGAAAGAAAAAUAAAGACUGAAUUGCUUGCUAUAAGUAAAAAUAUAUUGCAAUGAAAAAAGCAUUUUUGCUUAAGUGUGCUGAAAUUUCACAUACUAGUUUUAAUGUAGAAAAUUCAAUUGAAGACAUUAGAAAUUAAACCUACGUGCCUCAUUGGCAAAUACUUUAGUUUU